Molecule: messenger RNA, 2028 nt
Organism: Aplosporella prunicola CBS 121167
Lineage: Eukaryota; Fungi; Ascomycota; Dothideomycetes; Botryosphaeriales; Aplosporellaceae
Exons: 2
Coding region: 306-1832 (508 amino acids)
Molecular function (GO): heme binding; iron ion binding; oxidoreductase activity, acting on paired donors, with incorporation or reduction of molecular oxygen
Source: RefSeq, a predicted model, not a curated record
UGCUCAGGCCCACUCUUCUUUUGGACUUCCGUGCGUCAUAUUGGAUCCCUACCGACCCUUCCUUGGCUUCACGACCAAGUGGGAAAAGGAUUCGCAAGAUGCCCAUGGCUGUAGAACCAUGCUGGCAUGCAUGAGCUCCAGUUUUCCCUUCAUUGCAGGGCCAUAGCUCCUGAGGCCGAGCUGUUACGAACGCCUGACUGCCUAUUCGCUGUCCGUAAAUACUGCUUCCCCGGUUGCCUUCUUCUUUUUUAUCUGUCGUGCAUGUGGCUUUACCCUUUGGACACACUACCACAGAGUCAGCAACCAUGGGCGCCCUUUCUAUCGGAAGCCUAAUCUUCGCCGGCGUUGGUUAUGUUGUCCUCCGCGUUCUCUAUCAGAUUGUCUACUAUCGUUUCCUCCACCCUCUUGCCAAGUUCCCCGGUCCCUUCUGGGCCAGCGUAACCAGACUAUGGGUUGCCUACCACAACCUCAAGGAGGAUGAGUGCCAGGUGGAGCUGGAGCUGCACAAGAAAUAUGGCCCCGUCGUCCGCAUCACUCCCACUCUUCUCCUCGUCAGCGAUUCCAAGAAGCUCCCCGAAAUCUACAACCGCCAGGCCGACAAGUCGCAGCACUACAUCACCGGCAGCUUCGGCAACGUCGAGUCUCUGUUCAACAUGCAGAACCACAAGGUCCACGCGCAUUUCCGGAAGAUUGCCGCGGCGCCGUACAGCUUCAGCAACAUCAAGAAGAUGGAGCCGCUGAUCGACGCGCGCAUGCGCGACUGGGUUAACAGGAUCGACGGCCUCUUUGCGAAGACGGGCGAGAAGUUCGACUUUGCGCCCUGGGCUAUCUACAUGGCGUACGACAUCAUUUCCGAGGUUGGCUUCGGCGCGCCGUUCGGCUUCAUCGAGCAGGGCAAGGACGUCGAGGGCCUGAUCCAGGGCUUCCACGAUGGUCUCGUUCCCUUUGGUCUUAUGGCGCGCCUGUACCCCUUCACCAACUGGGUCAAGAGCACUUGGUUUGGCGACAAGUACCUCGUCGCGCGCCCCGAGCAGGAGUCUGGCAUUGGCACGUUGAUGCGCUUCCGCGACAAGCUCAUUGCGCAGCGCGAGAAAGACAUUGCGGACGGCAACACCAACGGCCGGAUUGAUCUCCUGCAAACGUUCCUCGAAGCUCGUGACGACGACGGCAAGCCCCUUGACCCCGAGUACAUCAAGGCCGAGAUCCUGCUGGUUCUGCUCGCAGGCGCCGACACCACCGGCACCGCUUUCCAGGCCUUCAUGCUGCACAUCAUGGCCAACCCCGACGUGUACGACAAGCUGAUGGACGAGCUGGACACGGCCACCCGCGCCGGCCACCUCUCCGAGAUGCCGCAGUACAUGGAAGUCAUCGAGCACUGCCCCUACUACGUGGCGUGCCUGAAGGAGUCGACGCGGCUGAACCCGUCGGCGCCCAACAUCUUCCCCCGCCUCGUCAACAAGGGCGGCAUGGAGCUGUACGGCAAGUACGUGCCCGAGGGCAUGGAGGUGACGUGCAACCCGUGGCUGGUGCACCGCGACACGGCCAUCUACGGCGCCGACGCCGAGGUGUUCCGGCCGGAGCGCUGGCUCGAGAGCGAGGAGAAGGCCAAGGAGUACACCAAGUACAACAUGGCGUUUGGCUACGGCGCGCGUGUCUGUCUCGGCCGCGAAAUCGCAAACAUGGAGCUCUACAAGGCCCCGCUGCAGUUCUUCCGCACCUUCAAGCCCACUAUCCUCAACAAGCAGGAGCCCGGCAAGUACCUCGUCAAGGGCGGCGUGUCGUACUUUACCGACAUGUGGAUUACCCUUGACCGGCGGGCGCCUGUUGUGUAGCUACGUUCUUGGUUUCGCCCGUGUUUUUGUCUUCUCCUUCUCGUUUAGUUAUUUCUGGCUGCAAGGCUUUGUGUUUUUUGUACAGCGAAUACCGGAUUUAGUUUUGCUUUUUCGUAUGUAGUGCAAUCAACACUCUUGAUGCAUCUCCAAGGUACGGAGUAGGUACACGAUCCUUGCCUCCUGCACCGGCAUCGCG